Ahaetulla prasina is the source of this 6696-nucleotide messenger RNA. It is a transcript of the gene ANKRD24, whose product is annotated as ankyrin repeat domain 24. The record is from RefSeq and is a predicted model, not a curated record. NCBI's taxonomy places the organism in Eukaryota, Metazoa, Chordata, Lepidosauria, Squamata, Colubridae. The transcript has 20 exons. The coding region runs from base 1 to 4614 and encodes 1537 amino acids. Gene Ontology annotation, molecular function: actin binding.
AUGAAGCAGAUCUGCUUCUGCGCCGCCUCCCCCUUCGUGAGCCAAGAUUGGAACAAGAAUGACGAGAAGCUCCUGCAGGCGGUGGAAUUCAAUGAUGCCGACCGAGUCUCUUCUCUCCUGCUCCGGAAGAGCUUGGUCCCCACCAAAUUGGACAUGGAAGGGAAAUCGGCAUUCCACCUGUGCGCCAUGAAGGGGAACGUGGACUGCAUGGAGGUGAUGCUGGCCCAUGGGGCCGACGCUCUGACCACCGACGGUUCAGGUCACACUGCGUUGCACCUCUCGGCAAAACACGGCCACCCCCAGUGUGUCAGCAGGCUGUUGCAGUCUUCCUGCCAUGUUGAUGUAGUCGAUAGCCAGGGAAGGACCGCACUCCAUCACGCAGCCAUCCACGGGUCCAUUUCUUGUUUGGAAAUCCUUUGUGACUUCAAGGCUUCCUUGAACAUCAAGGACCAGGAUGGGGCGACCCCUCUGAUGCUGGCAGCCAAGAUGAACCAUUCGGAGCCCUGCCGCUACUUGCUACACCGAGGAGCUGCUGUUAAUGCCAGAGACCAGAAAGGCCGAACAGCCUUGAUGGUCGCUUGUGAGAACGGCAGCGUGGAGACAGUCGAAGCGCUUAUCCAUGGUGGCGCACGGGUCGGCUUGAUCGACGCUAUGGGACGCGAUGCCGCCCAUUACGGAGCCGCCACGGGCAACGCCCUCAUUCAACAUUAUCUCCAAGAGGCUGCCCAGCGCCACUCUUGGGCCAGCGAGGAACAAUCACCUGAUCUGUCCUCCCAGGCUUCCUCCUCCCGACAGUCUCUCUGCAAGGAGAAAAGCAACAGUCCAAGGAAGCGGAAGGCACCCCAGCCGCCCACCAGUAACCCCAACCAGGGGGAUCGGGAAGCCUACGAGGAGAUUGUGCGGUUACGGCAGGAGAGGGCGGAGUUUCUCCAAAAGAUCCGGGGACUGGAGCAUCUCCAAGACAAACAGAAACAGGAACAGCUGGAGAUUCAGAAUGGCUCCUUGCCUAUUCUGGAGAAGCAGGUAGAGGAUCUCCAAAACCAACUGGUGGAGACGGCAAACGAGAAGGAAAAUCUUAAGAAGGAACUGGAGGUGCUGCGAAGCCGGCUUUCAUCAUGUGAGAACGAGAAGGAAAACACCAGCUAUGAUGUGGAAACCCUGCAGGACGAAGAGGGGGACCUGCUGGAGUUCCCAGCAACUGCUGAGCUUCUCUCCAAGAAAACCUUAAAUGCCUCCACGGAAGAACUCUUAGCAACCCUGCAGGGCCAGAUAGAGUCCCUAACCCAGAAGAACAAAAAAUUAAUGGAAAAAAUACAGGUUCUGGAGAAGGACGAGAAUGACCAGAGCGAGGCUGACGCUUCCGGGGACUUCAUCCCUAUCAUUUUGUACGACACGCUCAGAUCCGAGUUCGAGAAGCUGAAAGGACAGCAGCUGGAGGCUCAAGAGCUUCUGAAGUCCCUGGAAAGCAACGGAACAGAUGGCAGCCCUCGUAAACUCGUCUCAGCAGAGGCUUACGAACAGCUGAAGGACGAUUACGAGAAGCAAAUCGCGGCCCUUAAAGAAGCUUUGGGGAAGAUCAGCCUCUCGGAUGAUCCGAUCAGAGAGAACCGAGCGACGGAAAAUAAAGCCGGAUCGGAGCCGGAAGGAAAAAGCAAAUUCAACCCGAUAACCCGAGAAGAGAUGGAGGCGCUGAUGAGCGAGCUGAGCGAGACCCAGGAGAAAUAUCAGGCAGCUUUGGCUGAAGUCAAACUCCUUGAGGAACAGAUCGAGCUGGGCAUCUUGUCCGUGGAGGACAAAGAGAUGGCGGAGAGUUCCAGAACUGAACUCGAGACGGUCAAGGCUGCUCUGCACCAGACUCGGGAGGAGCUGAAGGAGCAAGAUCAGAAGGUGAAGGAUUUGGAAGGGCUGCUCAGGGAUCAAGAAGAAAAAGGGGCCCAAAACUGCUCCGUUGAGGCGUACGAGAAGAUGAAAGCCACCCUUGGUGCCUCCUUGGAUGCAAUGUCCCAGGAGAAAGAAGUCCUUCUAAAGAGAUGCACCUCUGCGGAAGAAGAACUAAGAGAACUGAGGGCCACUUUGGAGGAGGAGAGACACGAGAUGCUUGAAGGAAGGUCUUCGGUCAGCCAGUCCCUUCAGGAGGAGACCAGCAAGCUGCGAGAGCAGCUGAAGGCCAUGGCGAAGCAACACGAAGAAGUGAAGGCUCACGUCGAGGAGCUCCAGGAAGGCCGGGAGAAGCUGGAAGAGGAGCUUCAAGUGACCAAGGAGAGGCUGGCCUCUCAGUACGUCUUGAGAGCGGACCACGAAGACAUGGUGGGGAAGUUGAAGACCGCCCUCUCCGGGGCUGAGAAGAAGCUGCUGGAGAUGAAAGAGAAGUACACCUCUACCCAAACCGAGCUGGCAGAACUUCAGAAGACCACCGAGGCCUACAGGCGAGAGUCGGUGCCCCUGGUCGAGCACGCCCGGGCCAAGGAGGCCUUGGAGGGUACCUUGUGGGAGUUGAAGGCCAAAGCAAAGCUGUUGGAACAGGAGCUGAAAGCGAAAGCCCAGGAGGCCUCCCAACUCCAGGCCCAGCUGGAUGAGAUCCGCCAAGGCGCUGUCUCCAAGGAGGCCCACGAGCAGCUGAGGGCCAGUUCACAGGCCGAAAUCGAGGCCCUGAAGGCGAAGCUGAGCGACCUGGGCUGCAAACACGAACGGACCUGCACGGAAGUCUUUCAGGUGCAGCGGGAGGCCCUCUUCAUGCAAGUUCUGGAGAAGGACGAGAAUGACCAGAGCGAGGCUGACGCUUCCGGGGACUUCAUCCCUAUCAUUUUGUACGACACGCUCAGAUCCGAGUUCGAGAAGCUGAAAGGACAGCAGCUGGAGGCUCAAGAGCUUCUGAAGUCCCUGGAAAGCAACGGAACAGAUGGCAGCCCUCGUAAACUCGUCUCAGCAGAGGCUUACGAACAGCUGAAGGACGAUUAUGAGAAGCAAAUCGCGGCCCUUAAAGAAGCUUUGGGGAAGAUCAGCCUCUCGGAUGAUCCGAUCAGAGAGAACCGAGCGACGGAAAAUAAAGCCGGAUCGGAGCCGGAAGGAAAAAGCAAAUUCAACCCGAUAACCCGAGAAGAGAUGGAGGCGCUGAUGAGCGAGCUGAGCGAGACCCAGGAGAAAUAUCAGGCAGCUUUGGCUGAAGUCAAACUCCUUGAGGAACAGAUCGAGCUGGGCAUCUUGUCCGUGGAGGACAAAGAGACGGCGGAGAGUUCCAGAACUGAACUCGAGACGGUCAAGGCUGUUCUGCACCAGACUCGGGAGGAGCUGAAGGAGCAAGAUCAGAAGGUGAAGGAUUUGGAAGGGCUGCUCAGGGAUCAAGAAGAAAAAGGGGCCCAAAACUGCUCCGUUGAGGCGUACGAGAAGAUGAAAGCCACCCUUGGUGCCUCCUUGGAUGCAAUGUCCCAGGAGAAAGAAGUCCUUCUAAAGAGAUGCACCUCUGCGGAAGAAGAACUAAGAGAACUGAGGGCCACUUUGGAGGAGGAGAGACACGAGAUGCUUGAAGGAAGGUCUUCGGUCAGCCAGUCCCUUCAGGAGGAGACCAGCAAGCUGCGAGAGCAGCUGAAGGCCAUGACGAAGCAACACGAAGAAGUGAAGGCUCACGUCGAGGAGCUCCAGGAAGGCCGGGAGAAGCUGGAAGAGGAGCUUCAAGUGACCAAGGAGAGGCUGGCCUCUCAGUACGUCUUGAGAGCGGACCACGAAGACAUGGUGGGGAAGUUGAAGACCGCCCUCUCCGGGGCUGAGAAGAAGCUGCUGGAGAUGAAAGAGAAGUACACCUCUACCCAAACCGAGCUGGCAGAACUUCAGAAGACCACCGAGGCCUACAGGCGAGAGUCGGUGCCCCUGGUCGAGCACGCCCGGGCCAAGGAGGCCUUGGAGGGUACCUUGUGGGAGUUGAAGGCCAAAGCAAAGCUGUUGGAACAGGAGCUGAAAGUGAAAGCCCAGGAGGCCUCCCAACUCCAGGCCCAGCUGGACGAGAUCCGCCAAGGCGCCGUCUCCAAGGAGGCCCACGAGCAGCUGAGGGCCAGUUCACAGGCCGAAAUCGAGGCCCUGAAGGCGAAGCUGAGCGACCUGGGCUGCAAACACGAACGGACCUGCACGGAAGUCUUCCAGGUGCAGCGGGAGGCCCUCUUCAUGAAGAGCGAGAAGCACGCGGCCGAGGCGCAGCUAGCCGCCGCCGAGAAGCAGCUGCAGAGCCUGAGGGCGGAGUCCGAACGCCUCCAGGAGCUGCACAGCCACAUCGAGGACUCGGCCAAGCUGGUCAAAGAGAAAGACAAGAAGAUCACCGAGCUCUCCAAAGAGGUCUUCAAACUGAAAGAAGCUCUGAAGGAUCUUUCCGAGUUAUCUAGUGGUGCUUCCCCUAGAGGGAUCUUCUUGUCAAAGGCAGAGAGCGAGCUGGACGCAGCUACCUUCCAGAGGAGAAUCAAAGAUCUGGAGCAGCAAUUGAUUGAAUCCGAGCGACGCCAUAACAAUAUCAUCUCUUUAUACAGAGGGCACCUUCUCUAUGCUAUCCAGGGCCACAUGGAUGAAGACGUCCAAAGAAUCCUCUUCCAGAUUUUGAAGAUGCAAAGUCUCCAGGAACAAGGCAGAUGAGACAAGCCGACGGGUCGCAGACUCGAACCCGGGGUGGGGUGGGCAGGCUGGGACAUUUCCUUGGGGAGGAAGGACAUCAAGGUCACACCAACUAUCCAGUCCAACGGUGAGCCAGGAAGGGAGUAGAGCAGCUGGAACCCAAAGGCCUUUGAAUUGCUUCACGGCAGGCAGGAAAUCCUUGGCGCCUUCACUUUGUCAUGUCCAGGGCGGCCAAAGCUCUCCCGGUUGGAUUUCUGCCUGCGAUCACAAUAUUAAAGGCGACAGGGUCAUUGCAAGGGGGUAGAGUAGAAAGAGAGAUGAAAAAUCUAGACUGGGACAAGGGCGUGAUCCCUAGUGGUCAGCUGUUUAUUUCCACGGCAUCUAAUGGCAAAAUAAUAAUAAUAAUAAAAUAAUUGGGUCCCUAUACUUCCUUACUGGGGAAUCUCAGGCCAGUCGGUCUCUCUGAUGACAGACUACCUGCAGGGUUGUUGUUCUGGUAAAGUUCUGGGGGAAAAUAUGUAGCUUUGAGUUCAGUACCAGGGUGUCGGUGUGUGUGUGUGUUAAAUGGUUGAGUUGAGGGUCGAAUCCGCAUAAUCGAAAGCCAGAUUUCUUUUUAACCUGUUUUGUUAACACGUGCGGAAAAGGAGUAGGGCUGCCAUCUUGACUUUUUUGCCCGCCCUGCUUGCGCGGAGAAGCAGUGGGAUGGAAAUGUAGUAAUUUUUUUUUUUAACACAGAGAAAGGACAAAGUUAGUUACAGGUAGUCCUCGACUUAUAACCAUUUAAUGACCAGAGUUACAACAGCAGUGAAAAAAAAUGAUUUAUGACCGUUUUUCACACUUAUGACCGUUGCAGCCUCCCCAUCGCACAAUCAAAAUUCAAACGCUUGGCCACUGACUCGCAUUAAUGUCACGCGUUCCCCUUUUGCGACCUUCGGUGGGGAAUCCAGAUUCGCUUAACGACCACGUGAUUCACCUGUUGAGAACGGUCGUAAAAUGAGGCAAAAGUUCACCUAACAACUGUCUCGCUUAAGAACAGAAAUGUUUGGCUCCAUUGUGGUCGUAAGUUGAGGACUAUCUGUAUGGGAAGUCUGUUGUCCUGUAACUGCGGAAAUUUUACAGCGUGUGAAAAACAACCCUGCAAAGAUGUUACGUUAGGCAAAUGAGUUUAAAUUCUUAACAUUUAAUCACUGUUAAUUGUCUUUUAAAUUUGACGUGAUUGGGAUGAAAUGCCCGAAGCUGGGAAAACUCUGAGUAGCCGGGAAAGAAAAUGCAAUUUUUAGUCUUCCAUAAUUUUAGCAUGCAUUUGAGAAUGAAUCUCAGUGGCUUAACUUCUGGAUAAUGUUGCAAGUAAGAUUUCCAGUGAAAUGAUUCAACUCCUUAGCCUUUCCCCGUGACUUCCAAGGAAUUGUAGUAAUUUGUGCUAAAAAGUAAAAGGAGAAUUUCUUCCUGCACUGAGCAGAGUUGGAUAUUGUCUGGGGUUCCUUUCAUUCUACCUGUAGGUCUGGUUUUCACAAAAAUCAAGACGGCAGCCACAAUACAGAUAGUCCUCGAUUUACGACAGUUCAUUUAGUGACCAAUGUCACACUAAAUGCUCAGUUACAAUUUAAAAAAUGGACACGGCAGUUUUUCACGUUUACAACCAUUGCAGCAUCCCCAUGGUCAAGUGUACAAAAUUUGGGCGCAGGGCAACUGGCUCAUAUUUAUGACGGUCGCAGUGUCCUGUGAUCCCCUUUUGUGACCUUCUGACAAGCAAAGUCAACGGGGGAACCAGCUUCACUUAACAACCGUGUUCCUCACUUAACAAUGGCAGUGAUUCACUUAGCAACUACGGUAAGGAGGGACGUGACGUGGGGCAAAUUAAUCCACUUAACAAACAUCUCGCUUAGCAACGGAAAUGUUGGCCUUCAUUUUGGUCGUAAGUAGGGGACUGCCUGUAUUGUGAUAGGAGCUCUGCUUUGGUUUAAAAUGUGCCUCAAGAUGUGCCGUCUUUUGUGUGUGUGUGGGGGGGGGGCUCACCCCUUGUGGACACCCGAUUCUGUGGCCAACUGACUUGGUUCCUUGAAUCUAAGCAGGCGUCAAAUUAACAUUCUUCCAGAUGCAGUU